This is a messenger RNA of Zymoseptoria tritici IPO323, 564 nucleotides long. RefSeq lists its product as uncharacterized. Bases 1 to 564 code for a protein of 187 amino acids. The record is from RefSeq and is a predicted model, not a curated record. Lineage: Eukaryota; Fungi; Ascomycota; Dothideomycetes; Mycosphaerellales; Mycosphaerellaceae. The transcript is spliced from 2 exons.
AUGAAGUCUAAAGCAUCGAUCGACCUGGUUGACAGCUUUCAGCACAAGCUGGAUGGGGUCGCACCACUGCCUCGGGGAGUGGACAACAUCAAGCUGGCAUCGCUGCCCACUAUGCGUAAGGCUGUGAGGAAGCUCAAGAAGAUGGACUGGAGUGGCCAGACCUAUGAAGACUUCGCGAAAAAGACCGAAAAGCUGAACCCAGACGUUGAAUUUACGAAAGAUCUCAUGGACGACGGUUGCUCGCCGUCAUGGACAAGCAUGUCUUCGACGCCGAGUACAGACAGCGGCCACUCACCCGACGAGGCACUGUGUUUCGAAUCCUCCCGGACCAAGUCGCCGGCUCUGAAAGGAGAAGCAUUGAACAUGAAGCUUCCGACGCUUCCUUCGAAAAGAUUGCCCUCCAACGAGCCCUACCAGCUUGGGUGUGAGUUUCAAACGUACGAAGGAUUUGCGAAGAAGACCGAGAAGUGGAAUCCGGAGGAGAACUUUACCAAGGAGUCUAUGGACGAAGCCUUUCGAUCCGCCAUAUCGGUUACUAUAGCCCAUGCUGGUCACAAGUCAUGA